AGGCAUUUGGGCUCCAGGCAGGCCCCGGGCGUCCGGCACCCCCCUCGCGGCUCAUGCUGGUGGUGCCGCGGUGCGACCGCGACUCGCCUCGCGAGGAGGAGUGCGAGGAUGUCCUCGCGCAGAAGCGGGAGGCCAACAUCCGCCAGCGGGAGGAGUGCAGGAGGCUGAGGCACGCCGAGGCGGUGGCGCAGAAGAAGGCCGCCUGGCAGCGGGAGGCGGAGGGCCGCGAGGGGCGUCUGCAGGGCGCGCGCGCGGCCAGGAGGCAGGAGCUGCAGGAGGCGCUCGCCCAGCGGGCCGCCGCCGCGCAGGAGCGGCGGCAGAAGGAUCUGCUCCGAGAGCACGCCAUCGACCAGAAGCUGCGGUCCUGGGAGGACAGGGAGAACCAGAGGCUUCACCAGAUGUGCGCCGAGGCCGAGCAGGCGAAGAUGCUGAAGGCGUCCUCGCGAGAGCACCAGAAGUCGCUGCGCCUGCAGGCGGCCCAGGAGGCGGCGGCGCGACGAGCCGAGGAGCGGCGGCGGCGGGCGGAGCUGGAGCGGCGCCGCGAGGAGAGCCUCGCCCGCAGGGAGGCGGAGCGGCAGGCGCGGGCGCCCGAGGGCGCUCCGGGCGACCCGCGCGCCCCGGCGCCGGCCGCGGCGGCCCCGUGACCUCGGGCGCGGCGCCCGCCUCGCGAGGGGGAGGAGGAGGAGGAGGAGGAGGAGGAGGAGGAGGAGGAGGAGGAGUGAGUGUGCUUGGGGAGCGUUGUUCAGGGAGGUGUCUUGCCCUCUGCGGUGCUAGGUGGAGCCAGCCUUCGUGAACUGUGCGACUGGCCGUCCAGGACCGGACGUUCUUGAGGGGGGCCGCGCCCAUCCGCAGGGGCGCCCCGCUCCUGGCGUGCCGACGCGAUGCCGACGCGCAUAACUCGUGCGGCGUCAGCGGCUUCGCGCCGGCAGAGCAAAAAAAGAUGUGAGGGCUCGACUUUCGCGCUGCCACGCCCG
Messenger RNA from Prorocentrum cordatum, 974 nucleotides. The record is from the annotation of a GenBank genome assembly. NCBI's taxonomy places the organism in Eukaryota, Dinophyceae, Prorocentrales, Prorocentraceae.